Messenger RNA from Gracilinanus agilis (Agile Gracile Mouse Opossum), 995 nucleotides. RefSeq names its product protein tyrosine phosphatase mitochondrial 1 (gene PTPMT1). The transcript is spliced from 4 exons. The record is from RefSeq and is a predicted model, not a curated record. Lineage: Eukaryota; Metazoa; Chordata; Mammalia; Didelphimorphia; Didelphidae. Bases 1 to 900 code for a protein of 299 amino acids. Gene Ontology annotation, molecular function: phosphatidylinositol-4,5-bisphosphate 5-phosphatase activity; protein tyrosine/serine/threonine phosphatase activity; phosphatidylglycerophosphatase activity. Gene Ontology annotation, biological process: protein dephosphorylation.
AUGCCGCCGAUGCCCCCCCCCUCCCUCCCCACCAGGGCCGUCUCCACGUCCCCCUCGCUGGCCCCUACCCCGGCCGCGGGCCAGGACGACUCGCAGAAGCCGAGUCUGCUAUCGUUGCUCCCGGGCACGUCAUCGACCAGCUCCGAGCAUAGCAGGGAGACGGUGCAGAGGGUGAAGGAGGGGGAGCCGCAGAAGACCUCCGUCUGGAGCCGCUGCAGGAGCCGGCGCUCCGCCCGGAACUACGAUCAGAAGACCCCGAGCCAGUCUCCGGAGUCAAGUCAGGGCCCGGGCCCGACGUCCUCGCGCUGGGGCUCCAACGGCAUGGCCACGGCGGUGCUGGGCGCCGGCCUGGCGCGGAUCCUCUUCUACCCGACGCUGCUGUACACGCUGGUGCGCGACAAGGUGUCGGGCCCGGGACACCGCGACUGGUACAACCGCAUCGACGCCACCGUGCUGCUGGGCGCACUGCCGCUGCGCAGCCUCACGCGCCGGCUGGUAGAAGAUGAGAAUGUUGGGGGAGUGAUCACCAUGAAUGAAGAAUAUGAAACAAGAUUCCUGUGUAACACUUAUGAGGAAUGGAAAGCAGCUGGAGUAGAGCAAUUGCGCCUCAGCACAGUGGAUAUGACGGGGGUUCCAACCUUGGAAAACCUAAAGAAAGGCGUCCUCUUUACUCUAGAAUACACAGAACUGGGGAAAUGUGUCUAUAUUCAUUGCAAGGCUGGGCGCUCCAGAAGUGCCACCAUGGUGGCAGCCUAUUUGAUGAAGGUAUACAACUGUAGCCCAGAGGAGGCUAUAAAAGCUAUCGCCAAGAUCCGCUCCCACAUCCAUGUCCGAACGAGGCAGGUAGACGUCCUCAAGGAAUUCUACAAAGAGCUCUUGGCUGAAUCAGGAAAAACCUAAGGCUUGAAAAUCACUGUAUGAAUGAAGUAGGGAGACUGGAAAGAACUCUUAAGGCUCUGCUGCUCAUUACAGAAUAAAGAAGUACAUUCAGUGGA